Molecule: messenger RNA, 2817 nt
Organism: Oncorhynchus mykiss (rainbow trout)
Lineage: Eukaryota; Metazoa; Chordata; Actinopteri; Salmoniformes; Salmonidae
Source: RefSeq, a predicted model, not a curated record
GCCCUAUCGCGUGGUAACAAGUGACAUUUAGUGUGAACCUGAGAGCGCACGUGGUCAGUAGGGAAAUACCGUCUACACGGUGCUCGGUAAACUUUGAAAAGAAACGAGAGUGAACGAAGAAGUUUGUGGACACGCUUUUUUGACGGUCAUUUCAACAUGGGUUUACUUCUAUAAUGGACGGAAUAGAGAACCCAUUUAUUUACACGUCAUAACCACGGCGUCGUCCCCGUCUAUGACUGCAGGCAUGGCCCUGUUCAAGCAGCAGACUGUGGAGGAUUUCUACGAGAUCGGAGAAGAAUUAGGAAGCGGUCAGUUUGCCAUCGUGAAGCGUUGCUGGGAGAAGAGCACAGGUCUGGAGUUCGCCGCUAAGUUCAUCAAGAAACGCCAGAGCAGAUCCAGCCGGCGGGGGGUCAGGAGGGAGGAGAUAGAGAGAGAGGUCAACAUCCUACAGCAGACGCAACACGCCAACAUAGUCACCUUCCACGAUGUCUACGAGAACCUCACUGACGUGGUGCUCGUCCUGGAGCUGGUGUCAGGGGGAGAGCUGUUUGACUUCCUGGCCCAGAAGGAGUCUCUGAGUGAAGAGGAGGCAACUCAGUUUAUCAAACAGAUUCUGGAGGGGGUCCACUACCUACACUCUAGGAAGAUAGCACACUUUGACCUCAAGCCUGAAAACAUCAUGCUGUUGGACAAGAACGUGCCAUUGCCAAGGAUCAAACUAAUCGAUUUCGGACUCGCACACAAAAUCGAGGCGGGGGCAGAGUUUAAAAACAUUUUUGGGACUCCUGAAUUUGUGGCCCCAGAGAUAGUGAACUACGAACCGCUGGGACUGGAGGCAGAUAUGUGGAGUAUAGGAGUCAUCACCUACAUCCUGCUGAGUGGAGCGUCUCCCUUCCUGGGAGAGACUAAACAGGACACGCUGGCCAACAUCUCAGCCAUGAACUACGAGUUCGACGAGGAGUUCUUCUGUAGAACCAGUGAACUGGCCAAAAGCUUCAUACGGCAGCUACUGGAGAGAGACAAGAUGAAGAGGUUAACUAUUCAAGAUGCCCUCAACCAUCCCUGGAUCAAGUCUAAUGAGUACAAGGAGGAGACUCCCAUCACCAAGACCGCGGACCAGACCAAGACCCCGGACCAGACCAAGACCCCGGACCAGACCAAGACCCCUAAGAAGCGCGAGCGGCGUCAGCUGAAGACCAAACGUCUCAAGGAGUACACCAUGAAGUCCCACUCCUCCAUGCCCCCCAACAACACCUACGUCAACUUUGAACGCUUCGUCCAGGUAGUGGAGGACAUCAGCCGGAUGGAGGGCUCCUUCACUGGGCUAGCCUCGGCCCACGACUCCCUGCAGGAGGACAUCGACGCCUUGGUCUCCGUCUACAACCAUAAGGAGUCCUGGUACAAGGAGGAGAGCGAGGGGGUCCGUCACCAGCUAUCUCAGAUCCGCUACGAGUUCCGUAAAGUGGAGGCGAUGAAGAGGAGCCUGCAGGAUGAGAUGAAGGUGGUGGACGUCAGCGUCAGUGACGUCAGCGCCCGCUACCAGGAGAGGAAGAGACACUUUGACGCCCUGAGACAGGAGCUGAGCGACGAGCUGAAGUGGGUGCAGGACGUGGUGGGGUCGUUAGGGGUCACGGGCGGGGUCGCGGACGGGGUCGGAGGAGGAGGGGGCUACCUCAGCUGUAACUUCUCCACUGUGUUUAAUAAUGAUGUGAAUGAAGCACUGAAGGAAAUGCUGAACAGAAGCUGUGGAGGAGAUCUGCUGUCUGGGAUCAGCCUGAACCUCACUGAGUCUGGACUGAAGAGAUAGUAUAGUAUAGUAUAGUAUAGUAUAGUAUAGUACAGUAGAGUAUCAACCUGGACCUGACUGAGUCUGGACUGAAGAGAUAGUAUAGUAGAGUAGAGUAUAGUAUAAUAUAGUAUAGUAGCACAGUAGAGUAUCAACCUGGACCUGACUGAGUCUGGACUGAAGAGAUAGUAUGGUAUAGUAUAGUAUAGUAUAGUACAGUAGAGUAUCAACCUGGACCUGACUGAGUCUGGACUGAAGAGAUAUUAUAGUAUAGUAUAGUAGUUCAGUAGAGUAUCAACCUGGACCUGACUGAGUCUGGACAGUAUAUUAUAGUACAGUAUAGUAUAGUACAGUAUGGUAUAGUAGUAGAGUAUAGUAUAGUAGUACAAUAGAGUAUCCACAUGGACCUGACUCAGUCUGGUUAGGGUAGUAUAGUACAGUAUAGUAUAGUACAGUAUGGUAUAGUACAGUAUGGUAUAGUAGUAGAGUAUAGUAUAGUAGUACAAUAGAGUAUCCACAUGGACCUGACUCAGUCUGGUUAGGGUAGUAUAGUACAGUAUAGUAUAGUACAGUAUGGUAUAGUACAGUAUAGUAUAGUAGUAGAGUAUAGUAUAGUACUACAGUAGAGUAUCCACAUGGACCUGACUGUGUCUGGAUAGUACAGUAGAGUAUAGUAUAGUACAAUAGAGUAUCAACCUGGACCUGACUAAGUCUGGUUAGGAUAGUAUAGUACAGUAUAGUAUAGUACAGUAUGGUAUAGUACAUUAUAGUAUAGUAGUAGAGUAUAGUAUAAUAGUAGAGUAUAGUAUAGUAGUACAGUAGAGCAUCCACAUGGACCUGACUGUGUCUGGAUAGGAUAGUAUAGUACAGUAUGUUAUAGUAUAGUAUAGUAUAGUAGUACAGUAGAGUAUCAACCUGGACCUGACUCAGUCUGGAUAGGAUAGUACAGUAUAGUAUAGCAUAGUAUAGCAUAGCAUAGUAUAUAGCAUGGUAUAGUAUGGUAUAGCAUAGUAUGGUAUAGUAUAGUAUAG